CCCCACGAGUUGCAAAACAUGUCGGCGUCGGGAUGCGGAGGGCUCAAUGUCACAGAGUUUAAGCAACGGAAAAGAGACACGUUUACUUACUGAUGCAGUCAGAUUUGGAUACAUAACGUUAGGAUAAUCUGCAAUAAGGCAGUGGCCUCUUGAAAAGGUCCACCAGCCCCCCUCCCAUCUUCUUUCUGUGUAGUUGCAGGUCCGCUGGUCUCACCAUGUCCACCCAGAUGUAUAGAGUGGUGGAGCUGGUGAUGAGGUCUGCUUGCUGCCGGACCAUCAGAAGUAGAUCCUGCUUGCGCAAGGCAUUGUUGGACCCCGUGGCUUCCUCUGGCCUUUGUGUUCCUGGAGCUCCUGUGCUUCAUAGAAGAGCCUACAGCUUAGACUCCCUGGCUUCGGGUCGUGGUCGGCUCACGCUUGCUCCAAGUUCCCAACAGCCUUGUGCAGAGAAGACAACCCCCUCAUCAGCUCUCACACAUAGGAACCUGUCUGCUGUAGCUGUACAGGGCCAGCGUCGCCCUUUGUGCUGGUAUGACGUCCUGGAAGUAGAGGAGAAUAUACGUCGUGCUCAGGCCUGUAAAAAGAUAAGACACUUCAUAGUGGAUCCAGACCUGGCGAAACUGGUGACAGAGCAUCUAGGACCGGAGGAUUCUAAAACUGUUAUCUUCGAAUGUAACCCAGGUCCUGGAGCGUUGACUAGGACACUGCUAAAUGCUGGAGCUCAGAGAGUUGUAGCUCUUGAACGGGACAGGUUCUACCUACAGAGGCUACAGGAGUUGGAAGGUCGUCUUGAUGGUCAACUGGAAGUGGUUCACUGCGACUAUUUUAAACUAGACCCCAUUGGCAGUGGAAGCCUUAAACCUCCUGUCAUGUUUACUGACAACCUGUUCACAGACUUGGGAAUAUCAGAAGCUAGCUGGACUGAUGACAUUGUGGUGAAGGUGGUGGGUAUCCUGCCCCACCGUAAUGAGCGUGGAUCGCUGCUGAAGAUGGUUUAUGCUUUGUUCGAACGGCUGUCUGUCUUCAAAUAUGGAAGAAUAGAGCUCAACUUCUUCAUGAGCGAGAGGGAAUACCUGAAACUGAUGUCAUGUCCAGGUGAAAUGAUGCACUACAGAGCCUUCAGCGUCCUCUGGCAGAUGGCCUGUGAUAUCAAACUACUGCACAAGGAGCCCCGGGGGUCGUUUGUGGUGUCGUCAAGACAGAGUGUACACAGCUCUAAGAGCAGCCUCCCCAAUGACAACCUGUGCCUGGUGCGCCUGCGCCCACGGGCUGAUCUGUUCUCUGCAGGCCUCACUCCUUCUAAUGCUUCAACGCUACUGAUGAUGGUCAAACAGUGUCUGGCAAAGAGGAAGGUCAAGCUCAUUGACAGACUAAAUCUCUGGUCUCCAGACAGUGGGAGUAAGCUGUUAUCGGAGAUGGGCAUGCAGGAGGACAUACUAACAGGCCAUGUAUAUCCAGAGGAAUAUCUUCGACUGUUCCAGCUGAUGGACAAGAGUCAGGAGUUCACACAGAGCUGGCUUUAUGAGGAGAUUUUGGAGAACACACAGAGGGAGGGUUGGGCCUAAAAUGUAGACAUGCAGGUCACAUGUAUAGAUUUUUUUAAAUGAAACACAAAAAUACACAAAAGCGAAGAUGUAUAAUAUAAUGAUAAUUUAAGAAAUAAUAACGUGUGAUCUAAUGAAUUUGGGACACACAGAUACAUGCAUACAUGCAUACAUACAGAUAAAAAAGGGUAAUAAGUAAAAGCAGAAUAAUUUGACAUAUAUGUUACUGGACAUCACACUUCUGUAGGGAGUGACUGAAAUGAUGAAAAUGUUUGCAACUGUACUUUUGGACACUGGAGGAAUGCCAAAUGACCCUCUGUGUUGUGCUGAACUGGGAUUCCCAAGAGUUGAAAUUUAGGAUGAAUACUCAGUGGUGGAAAUGGUUCUCUUUUGGCACUCAUUCAAGAUUUGUUGGAUUGCCAGGUGGCGAAAAAAAAAGGUGUUUCUGCAGUGAAAAAUUGUUGCAUAAUAAAGGUCUUGUGAUUAGCUACAUCAAAGAAAAAAGAAUGGAAAAAUCCCUGAAUGGAGAUGAUGAGAGGUGUCAUUGAUGCACCAGGUCAUAGAAAUUAUGUCAUAAUUCAGAAAUGUGCGUCUACUGGAAUAAUGGAUUGAUACUGUGCCUGCAGUUUUGCAGAUGCAGUACACUGUGGCAGCAGUUUCACAGAACACAGCCCUGCAUGUAUCUUAUAGAAUUUUCCAAACCACAACUUCUGGGCAGUAACAGUGAUGAAAGAAGGAGGAUGGUUUUUUACUGUAUAGUGUCAUGCCUUGUAAAUUUUUGUAUAUUCACUGCGAGUGCAUAAACUGGUCUGAAUGUCUGAAUUGUCUUGUUUAUGUAAUGUGUAAGUUGUAUGGCUAAUAUAUUUUUUAAACAAAUGAUAAAAUUAGAAUUUUGGUAUGUGGUGUGGGGGAGAAAUUGAUUUCCACCAUGGUUUAGUGAGUGCCUGUUCCAUCAGUGCUCUUAUUUUGAUGGGUCUGGGUGUUUUGGCCAGACUGAAUCCAUUGUUUUUCUGUACUGGGUUCACACAGCAAAAAACAUGGCAAUUCUUUAAGUGAGUCAUAUACUUUAUGAAUGUUCCUGUUUUUUAGAGAGGUGUGUCCAUGUGUCAUGAAAGCUUCAGUUAUCUGUCAUUACGUUAUCUGUAUGUCAUUCCGUACAUGCAAAACAACAAUACAUCCGCAGAAA
This is a messenger RNA of Chelmon rostratus (copperband butterflyfish), 2727 nucleotides long. RefSeq names its product transcription factor B2, mitochondrial (gene tfb2m). Lineage: Eukaryota; Metazoa; Chordata; Actinopteri; Chaetodontiformes; Chaetodontidae. The transcript is spliced from 10 exons. The record is from RefSeq and is a predicted model, not a curated record. Gene Ontology annotation, cellular component: mitochondrial matrix. Gene Ontology annotation, molecular function: mitochondrial transcription factor activity; rRNA (adenine-N6,N6-)-dimethyltransferase activity. Gene Ontology annotation, biological process: transcription initiation at mitochondrial promoter; rRNA methylation. The coding region runs from base 216 to 1562 and encodes 448 amino acids.